UGUCGGUAACCACUUUUGUUGUUUUCUAGUGUUCCACUCUCUCACGUGUUCUCGUAGUGUUUAAUCUGUGGAUUUGCUUAACAGGUUCUAUGGUUUUUUACACUGCGUGGUCAGGUCUCUUGGCGGCGACAUGGAGGCGGCGGGCGAGGAUCUAGUCUCGCAGCUCAGGAGAGUUCUCUACAGGCAUCAGGUAGAGCUCGAGCCAGCUGCUAACAUCGGCUACUCCAGGCGGGAUGCUUUGCAUGAUUCGAGAGAUACUCUGGCCUAUCUGUCCAAGAUGCUGCUGGAAGACGAAGGGGAAGGAGAAGCUGACUCGGCGCAGCAACAAAAGCCUUCCUUUCAAGGUUUGUUCGACGAGCUCUCGGCAAUUGUUUCUCCUAGUGAAAGCAGUGAUGGCUCGACAGAGGGUAGUGAUCAAUCGUCCGGCUUAGAGGUAAAUUUGGGGAGGACUACAGACAUCUACAGUAGUUUGAUGGUGUGUGCGAGAGCUGUAGCUGCAAACAAUGUUGCAGGCUUCUAUGAUCUGGCAAGAGACAUCAGGGAUGCAGUUGCAUUGCAAUCAACUCCUUUGCAGAAGGUAGCUCGUUUUCUCAUUGAUGCGCUUGCGGCCAGAUUAGCAGGGACAGGGCCUCAAGCUUACAGGGCGAUUUCGGCUGGAAUUAGUUCAAGAAUGCUAGUGGCAGAUGCGAGGCUGCCGCUGUUCGCAGUAGCAGUCAACUUUGCCAACAAUGUCAUAUUGCGUGCUUGCGCAGGAGCCAACAAAGUUCAUAUCAUCGACUAUGGGGUUCAUUGCGGUCGCCAGUGGCCUUCCUUGAUCAAGGCUUUUUCAGUACGUCCGGAAGGUCCUCCACAGCUCAAGAUCACAGGCAUCGAUCUUGUCACUGUGCCCGAGGCCUUUGUGGCCGGGCAACGUUUGGCAGCCUUUGCUAGGAGCAACGGGGUACAGCUCGAGUACUGCUCGAUCCAGUCGAAUUCCUGGGAAUCUGUUCAGCCGGUAACUCUUGCCAACGAACUUCUGGUCGUCAACUCCAACAUGAGCCUUAAGCGUAUGAGAGACGAGUGGAUUUCCGUCAACAAUCCUCGCAGGCUUUUGUUCGAGAGUAUCUACAAGAUGAGGCCCAAAGUCUUCGUGAUGUGCGUGUCAAACGCUUCGUUUAGCUCGCCGUUCUUCAUUCCCAAGUUUGACGAGACGCUAAAGCAUUUCACCGCAAAGAUGGAAUGCCUCGACGCAUGGCUGGGCUGGGAUUCGAUUGGUGAUCGCGAUUUAAUAGAGAAGGUGUUCCAGAGGGCAAUCAUGAGCGUUGUGGCUUGCGAUGGCCUGGAGCAACUGGAGAGGCCAGACAAAUACAGGACCUGGGACUCGCGAGCAAAAAGAGCUGGAUUUCAACCGUUUCUAAUAGGUGAGGAGGUGUAUGAGAGGAUGAAAUCACAGUGGGGAGGCUAUGCUUGCAAAAAAAACUUUGGGUGUGGAAAGGAUGAGAACUGGAUGUUGCUUGGGUGGAAGGAUGUAAUCUUGUGUGGAAUGUCUGCUUGGCAGACUAAAGCUCAAAGUCUUAUAAAAUUUUGACUGUGUAAGGCAAAUUUUCACUUGGUGCUAGUAUUUGUAUUGCAUGCUGAUUCUCAAUAAUGAUUUUAUAUUGAUUGAUGUAA
Molecule: messenger RNA, 1650 nt
Organism: Selaginella moellendorffii
Lineage: Eukaryota; Viridiplantae; Streptophyta; Lycopodiopsida; Selaginellales; Selaginellaceae
Product: scarecrow-like protein 14
Exons: 1
Coding region: 131-1567 (478 amino acids)
Biological process (GO): regulation of DNA-templated transcription
Cellular component (GO): nucleus
Molecular function (GO): DNA-binding transcription factor activity; sequence-specific DNA binding
Source: RefSeq, a predicted model, not a curated record